AUGAGCAUCAGCCGGACUCGUCAGCUGCAUCAACAGCCCUUUGUAACUGCUGCUGCUGCUGCUGCUGCUGCGGCGGCGGCUGCGGCGGCAGCAGCUGGUUCUGGAAGCUUCCAAGAAGCAUCGGAGCCGGCGGCGUUGCCGCCCACCCGAGAUUUGGCCAAUAAGAAGCAUUUUCUGGAUUCUGCUGACGUGUUGGAUGUGACAAGAGCGGAGGGGAGUGUUCUUAGGGAAGAGGAGGAGGAGGAGGAGGAGGAGGAGGAGGAGGAGGAGGAGGAGGAGGAGGAGGAGGAGGAGGAGGAGGAGGAGGAGGAGGAGGAGGAGGAGGAGGAGGAGGAGGAGCUGGAGGGAGCAGAGCAGUAG
Molecule: messenger RNA, 360 nt
Organism: Closterium sp. Yama58-4
Lineage: Eukaryota; Viridiplantae; Streptophyta; Zygnematophyceae; Desmidiales; Closteriaceae
Source: the annotation of a GenBank genome assembly